Molecule: messenger RNA, 4310 nt
Organism: Anopheles cruzii
Lineage: Eukaryota; Metazoa; Arthropoda; Insecta; Diptera; Culicidae
Gene: Uba1
Product: ubiquitin-like modifier-activating enzyme 1
Exons: 6
Coding region: 240-3554 (1104 amino acids)
Biological process (GO): protein sumoylation
Cellular component (GO): cytoplasm; SUMO activating enzyme complex
Molecular function (GO): SUMO activating enzyme activity
Source: RefSeq, a predicted model, not a curated record
UGUGUGGCGAGCUGUGGUGUGCUGCGGAGUGUGUGCAUCGUCGCCGCCUACCAGGAAGGGCGCGCUCUGGCGAGCAGAAGGGCCCCAAAAGCAGGAGCAGGAGCAAAUCCACAGACGCCGAACGCCGCCGCCGCCGUCCGCCGCCAGCAGCAGCUGCAGCAGCAGCAGUGUGAACGGGAGGAAAGGAAAAAGAAUCAUCGCCGUCUCCGUCUUCGUCACGGACGCACCGGUUUGGCUUAAUGUCUAGUGGUGAAUUUCGUGACAGUUUCGUCGAUCCCCCAGCCGCCAAAAAGCGGAAGCUGCCAUCACCGACGCCGUCGUUGACUCAGCCGCCCGAGCAGCCGGAGCAGCCGCCGCUGCAGCAGCCGCCGCUUUCGUCAUCGCCCUCGAGGAGUGAGUGCUCUGCACCAUCAUCGGCCGCAGCCGCUGCAGUAGUAGUAAUGGCGACGUCCAAUAACAAUGGCUCAGCUCCCGUGCCGUGCGAGAACAAUUCGAGCGGGGCCCAGGAAAUCGACGAGGGCCUGUACUCGCGCCAGCUGUACGUCCUCGGGCACGAUGCGAUGCGUCGGAUGGCCCGCUCCGACGUGCUAAUUUCGGGCCUCGGCGGGCUCGGAGUGGAAGUGGCCAAGAACGUGAUUCUCGGUGGAGUGAAGUCUGUCACCCUGCAUGACACGGCGCUUUGCACCGUCGCGGAUCUGUCGUCGCAGUUCUACCUGACCGCGGACGAUGUGGCGAACGGGCGCAACCGGGCCGAGGCCAGCUGCCAGCAGCUGUCCGACCUCAACCACUACGUCCCGACCGUGGCCUACACGGGCGAGCUGACGGAGGAGUUUCUGCGGAAGUUCCGGGCCGUGGUGCUAACGCUGACUCCGCCCGCCGAGCAGCGCCGGAUUGCGGAGAUUGCCCAUCGGCACAACAUUGCGCUCAUCACGGCCGACACGCGCGGCCUGUUUGCCCAGGUGUUCUGUGACUUUGGCACCGACUUUACCGUCUACGACCAGAACGGGGCCACCCCGGGGACGGCCAUGGUGGCCAGUGUCACGAACGACCUCGAGAGCAUCGUAACGUGCGUGGACGAAACCCGCCACGGGUUCGAGGAUGGCGAUUAUGUUACCUUCACCGAGGUCGAAGGCAUGACCGAGCUGAAUGGCUGCGCACCGAUGAAGAUCAAGGUGCUCGGACCGUACACGUUCAGCAUCGGCGACACGACGAAACUGAGCCCGUACGUGCGGGGCGGAAUCGUGACGCAGGUGAAGAUGUCGAAGCAGAUGACGUUCAAGCCACUGGCGGAGGCCGAGAAUGCGCCCGAAUUCAUUCUGUCCGAUUUCGCCAAAUGGGAUCACCCGGCCAACACGCAGAUCGCCUUCACCGUGCUCGGUCGCUACCAGGAGCGCCACGGCGGUCGGUUGCCGCGCCCCUGGAACGUGGCCGACGCAGCCGAGUUUGUCGAGCUGUGCAAAGAGCGCGCAAAGGAGCUUUCGCUGGAGGACCUAAACGAGCCGAUGCUGACCACGUUCGCGAAGGUGUGCUCGGGUGACCUGUGCCCGAUGAACGGUGCCAUCGGUGGCAUCACGGCGCAGGAGGUGAUGAAGGCGUGCACCGGCAAGUUUACGCCCAUCUACCAGUACUUCUGCCUGGACGCCGUCGAGUGCCUGCCGGAGGGCGCUGCGCUGACCGAGGAAGAGUGUGCCCCCGUCGGUUCCCGGUACGACGGCCAAAUUGCGGUGUUUGGGCGCAAGUUCCAGGAGGUGUUGGGUGGCCUCAAGUACUUCAUCGUCGGAGCCGGUGCUAUCGGGUGCGAGCUGCUGAAGAACUUUGCCAUGAUCGGGGUGGCAUCGCGCGGUGACGGUGAAAUCUUCGUCACCGAUAUGGAUCUGAUCGAGAAGAGCAACCUCAACCGGCAGUUCCUGUUCCGGCCGCACGACGUGCAGCAGCCCAAGUCGAGGGUGGCCGCGCAGGUCGUGAAGCGCAUGAACGCGGAUAUCAAGGUGACGGCACACGAGAACCGGGUCGGACCGGAGACGGAGCGAUUCUACGACGACACGUUCUUUAACCGGCUCGACGGCGUUGCGAAUGCGCUAGACAAUAUCGACGCCCGUAUCUACAUGGAUCGGCGGUGCGUCUACUACCGCAUACCGCUGCUGGAAUCUGGCACACUCGGAACCCUGGGCAACACUCAGGUUGUUGUUCCGUUCCUGACCGAAUCGUACAGCUCGUCGCAGGAUCCGCCGGAGAAAUCGAUCCCGAUCUGCACGCUGAAGAACUUCCCGAACGCCAUCGAACACACGCUACAGUGGGCCCGGGACACGUUCGAAGGAAUCUUCAAGCAGGCCGCCGAAAACGCCGCCCAGUACAUUACCGAUCCGACCUUCAUCGAGCGCACACUGAAACUGCCCGGGGUCCAACCGCUAGAAGCGCUCGAAUCGGUCAAGAAAGCGUUGAUCGACGAGAGGCCGAAAAGCAUUGAAGACUGCGUCAAAUGGGCCCGGGUGCACUUCGAGGAGCAGUACUCGAACCAGAUCCGUCAGCUGCUGUUCAACUUCCCGCCCGAACAAACCAGCUCGACUGGCCAACCGUUCUGGUCGGGCCCGAAGCGACUGCCACAGGCGAUCGACUUCGAUCCGGACAAUGCGAUGCACCUCGACUACGUGCACGCCACCGCCAACCUGAAGGCGCAAGUGUACGGCGUUCCGCAGCAGCGCAACCGGGACAUGAUUCGAAAGAUUGUGAUGAUGGUGGAGGUACCGAAGUUUGUGCCACGUUCUGGGGUCAAGAUUGCGGUCACGGAUGCGGCCCUGCAAGCGGAAGAGAACGGCGGUGGUGGUGGUGGCGGUGGCCUCGGCAUGGGUGGCGAGGAUAUGGAUCCGGAUCGGGUUAGCCGUUUGCAGCACGAGCUGGCCUCGCUGGGGCGACCCGAUUUCACGAUCACACCGCUCGAGUUCGAGAAGGACGAUGACAACAACCUGCAUAUGGACUUUAUCGUGGCCGCCUCGAAUCUGCGCGCUGCCAACUACAAAAUUCCACCGGCCGAUCGGCACAAGUCGAAGCUGAUCGCGGGCAAAAUUAUGCCGGCGAUCGCUACCACCACCUCGCUCGUUGCAGGCUGUGCUUCGCUGGAGCUGUACAAGCUGGCUCAAGGCUUCAACACGAUGGAACGCUUCAAGAACGGGUUCCUCAACCUGGCGCUGCCUUUCUUUACCUUCUCCGAGCCGAUCCAAGCGAAGAAGUCGACCUACUACGGCAAAGAGUGGACCCUGUGGGACCGGUUCGAGGUGAAGGGCGAGCUGACGCUGCAGGAGUUCCUCGAUUACUUCGAGCGGGAGCACAAGCUCAAGAUCACGAUGCUGUCUCAGGGCGUCUGCAUGCUGUACGCGUUCUUCAUGACGAAGCAGAAGCAGCAGGAGCGCCUAAACCUGCCCAUGUCCGAAGUCGUCCGGAAGGUGUCGAAGAAGAGUAUCGAACCGCACGUCCGUGCGCUCGUGUUCGAGAUCUGCUGCAACGAUGACGCCGGCGAGGACGUCGAGGUGCCGUACGUGCGCUACGUGCUGCCCUAAACAGUGCUUCAGGAGCGUGUAUGUGUGCAUGGAGGGAAAACUGUGUGGACACAUGCGCUGCGUACAAAGGGGGUCGUUUAAGAAACACAUAGCAGGGGACCACAACGGCGGUUCCCCGGUGGAUCGGUUACAGGGCAGGGUUUCAUAAUGAGCUGAGUAGGCAGCAGUAGGCGACGGCGACGCUCUCGUAGUGGCUUGCUGCGAUUGACGAAAUUGAUUGCGAAUUUAAAUAACGGCAGACCGAGUAGGCCGAGCGAUCCGCGGUUAUGUUUGAGUUACUUUCCCGGGCCAACGCAGCACGACCGCGGGGACGUAGCCGUGGCUUACGAGGAGCAAUCUUGGGUCUUGGGACCGGAAAGCGCGGGGAUUUGGAAAAAUCGGUUCGAUUGUGUAACUGUGCGUCGUAUGUGUUUCGAACAAUGUGUCUGUGUGUGUGUCUCGCUUAGUAUUUAUUCGAUUAUAUUGAUAUUUCUACUUCUCUUGCUGAUAAUGAGAUAGAGAUGAGCCCCCGCGCCCCCGCGAAGAAGAAACAUUUAGGAGAAUAAAAACAAUCUAUACACCAACAACGGGCGCACCAACCAAUAAUGGACACCCCGGACACCCCGAUGCCGAUGAUGAUGAUACCCGACGGAUUAACGAAUACCGAAAAAGCGAAGCUUUUCAUUAUUAUUACACUAUUCUUUUCGUUUCUGUUUUUUUAGCUAUUUUACGCGAUUAUGGUUAGAAAUUUGACUACAAUAAACGAAAUCUAGCGAC